This is a messenger RNA of Mercenaria mercenaria, 1390 nucleotides long. RefSeq names its product neo-calmodulin-like. The record is from RefSeq and is a predicted model, not a curated record. Gene Ontology annotation, molecular function: calcium ion binding. Bases 156 to 599 code for a protein of 147 amino acids. The transcript has 6 exons. Lineage: Eukaryota; Metazoa; Mollusca; Bivalvia; Venerida; Veneridae.
AUAUUACAGGGUUAGAUUAAAAACGAAACGAAACUGUACAUUUAAAGUUAUUGGCGCUUUAUUAAACUGCAUUUUACGUUUCAUUUUAAAUAUCAAUAGAACUGUUUAAAGGAAAAACUAACAAACAGGAUCGGCGGAUUUGUUAAUAGGCUGACAUGGACCAAGAAGAAUGGUUUGAAUUGUUCAACCGCUUUGACAAAAAUCAAGAUGGAGUUAUUGAAUGCUAUGAGCUUAAACCUUUUCUGAAUUACCUAGGAUUUAAUCCGACUGAUGAUGAAAUGAAUUUUUACAUGGAACUGCUGGAUAAAAACGGAGACGAGUACAUAGAUUUUGAGGAAUUCUAUGAAUUUGCUAGAACGCUUCCUGAUCCUGUUGGUGAAUUGAGGGAGGCAUUUACAGUAUUCGAUAAAAACAAAGACGGAUAUCUUGAUGAAAAAGAAAUGAAAGAAGUGUUCACAAGCGGUAAUUUCGACCCAAAUCAAAUUGAUGAUUUGUUUAAGCUAGUGGACGUGAAUGGUGAUGGAAAAAUUGACUAUGAAGAAUUUGUAGCUUUAUUCACACAAACAUUUCAUGAUCAAGAUCAACAAUGUGCAAAGUAGUUUCCAUGUGGAAGAUGACUAUUUGUUUAAGACCUGACCGUCAAUACGUAUUGGACAUCACUGUAUAUAUAUAUAUCAGUUAACAAAGUUGUUUGCGGCAAACACCUCCAGUGAAACUGAAGACGCUCAAUUUGAAGACGUUCGUUCCCUGUUGCAAAGUCACAAAGGGAACGCUUUUCGCCUUAAAAAAUCCGGAGAAAAUAGUUCAUUAGGCAGUGCUGUGCUUACAAUGAGUACUCAGUCAUCCGUAACCUAGCACAUAAACAUAACAAUUUCUGUAUUCAUUUUUAAAAAUUCUAUGUCUAGAAUUAGAAUUUAUUGAUAAUUGAAAAUUAAAGUAAUUAUAGGUCUAAAUGAUACCAUUGUUUCGCAAAAUAAGGAACCAAAGGCAAAACUAGGUCACUUGGAGAAGAAACCAUAGACAUCUUUAUCAUGUUUAUACUCAGCAUGACUAUUUUAGUUGCAUUGAUUCAGUUUAAAAUAAGGAUUUAAUAUCUAAUCCGUAAUGUUAUGAACAUUUGCAAGUAAAUAAAAAUGCAAAGUCGUAACAUAAGUUAUUGUUGCAGGCUCGGUUUGAUUGAGCCUGUUCAUGGACGGUAGUGGAAAUGCAUGCUACCGUCCACGCUCUUCACUCGCUGUACAUGUCAACGGCCCCGAUUCGAAAUUAUCCAUAAUGGGAUAUCAUUGUUUUUCGUUUAUUUGCUUAAAGCAUAUUGUCUUCAUAUUCACCAUGUUUAAAGAAAUCUUCUCUUGUACUAAUUAAUUUAAACGCUAAUAAAGCAGAACUCUUA